Messenger RNA from Stegodyphus dumicola, 1844 nucleotides. RefSeq names its product ankyrin repeat domain-containing protein 27-like. Gene Ontology annotation, molecular function: guanyl-nucleotide exchange factor activity; SNARE binding. Gene Ontology annotation, cellular component: early endosome; tubular endosome; plasma membrane. The record is from RefSeq and is a predicted model, not a curated record. Gene Ontology annotation, biological process: early endosome to late endosome transport. Lineage: Eukaryota; Metazoa; Arthropoda; Arachnida; Araneae; Eresidae.
AACGGCAACAGGAUUCUUCUUCGUUGGAAAUUAGUUUUGUAAUGCAGUUUUGUGCGUUAAUUUUUUCCUAUUAACUGUGCAAUCGAAUUGGGAUUUAACAUGGUCAUUAUUAAAAAAAGGAAAAUAACUUAUUCUCUUUGGUUUUAUAUAACGUAGGUAAUUCAGUAUAAUUACAAGUAUUUCAUUAAUAUAAAUAUUUAAUGGCGCUCAUGUUUGACGAUUUGGAAGCUAACCCGUUUUUUAAUGAGUUACAGGAAGUUUUUGGAUGCUGUCAAGGAAUUUUGUUUGACUGAAGAGAUAUGGAAAUUUCUAAAUAAGACAAAAUUUGUUGAUAAAUUCAAAGAGUUGCAAAGGAACUUGUGGUUAAUAUGUGUACCUUGUGGAAAAAGUCUAAAGGGUUUGUCAAUUACUCAGGAUUUCGUUGAUUAUCAUGUGCUAAAGCCGUCUCCAUUUUUUAAAAGUCAUUUUAUAACUACAGAUGCCAAUAGCAAAGCAAGCUUCGAAAUUGAUGAAGCCACAAUUAAAACACCUUCAGGUUCUGUAAAAAUAUUGAUGGAAGAAACAGCGUAUAAUGAAGAUUACAAGCCAUACAGAAUAUUAGUCAUAGAGAGACCUCUCUGCACUUCAGAGAAAAAGGUUGAAUUCCAGAAUGCAGAUGUUUCUAAUAAAGAUUUUAUCCUGACUGAAAUUGAGUGUACUUUGUUUCUUGAGUCAUUUCCUGGAUCAGCUGACAUUUUAAAAAUGCUUGAUAAAAAGAUACGUGUUUUCAAUUCCUCAUAUAUGGUCUUGCCUCAGUAUUUAGAAGAUGCUGCUUCAAAGUUACGGAGCAUAUCAUGUUCUACUGCAGAAGAGUUUUCCAGACUACUCAAGCACACAUCAUUUGAUUUAUUUUCAAACAAGAAGUUAUCUGCUGUUGUAGAAAACUAUGUAUUAUGCCAUGUGCAUGAUAAAGUAUUUCCUGUCAUUAAGAAGUAUUGCCUUGAGGAAGAUAAAAAGUACACAAAACUUUAUCACUUUAGAAGUAGAAACUAUACUGUUGUUGAAUUAGCAUCUUUAAAUUCCCGGAAUAGUCCAUCUGAGAAACUGAAUUGUUUAAUGACAACUCUUGAACUUCUUAAUCAGGACAUUGAACACUUUUUAUUUGAGAACUGUUAUCCUGUUAGUAAAGAUACUCCACGAUUAACUUCAGAUGAUUUAAUUCCUCUACUUGUGGGUGUCAUUAUUCAAGCUAGACCGCAGUACUUAGUUAGUAAUUUAUAUUAUAUGCAAAAUUUUUGUUGGGAAAUGUCUUCAGUUGAUAAAUAUGGGUUUAGUUUAGUAACAUUCCAAGCUGCCAAAGAGUAUGUCAAAUGCAAUGAAUUCGAUUUUUUAAAACCCUCAUCAAGGAAAAUAAAAAAAGAGUUAUCUUUAGGUGAACUAAUGGAAGUUGCAGUUGAAAUGCAAAAUAAUACCAAGCCAUCUGUUGAACCCAAACCUGCACAGUGUCAGUCACCCAUUGAUCAUCAGCUUGAAAAUGUCACAAAAAUGAUAGAAGCCUCAACAAGGGAAUUAAGAGAAUGGACACAUCCUAAAGAUUCUAGCUCCUUCAUGAAAAAAAAGAUUACAAAAAUAAAUGCAGAAGAAAAUGUUGGGGAUUUUCUCUCCAGCUUAAGGCAAAGUAGUCUUGGUAUAAGCUAUGGAAAGCAAAGUUGAAAAUGCAGUGAAGAUUUUAACUGUUUAAUGAAUUUUUUUAAGAUUUAACAUUUUGUAUUUGUGGUUUUCAGCCUGAUUAUUACCCAGUUAUUGACUGUGAAUAUUUAAAAACUGCCUUAUUGUGAAAUAAAAGUUUUUGUUUCUGAUUUACU